GUGCAACACAAGGUUGGUUGAUGCAGUCGGGCGAGCCCCCCAUCUGUGAAGCAAAUCCGGCAGUCCCCUCAGGCUGCGUACACAAGCACAUACAUAAUCACGUGUCUGUCUAUCGACAAGCGACAAGCGAACAAAGGUAGCAAUGAUUAUCACACGAAUAAAUAAAUAAGCUGGAGAGGAGAAGCCCACGCACGGCACGCCAUCAUGCGAUGCGAUCAGACAGACACAGAAUCAAAACUGCUGCUGACAAGGAGACUCGCCGGACACUCAUGCACCCGCAGCGUUUCCACACACUACCAUGGCACCAACCAAUGGGGGAAACGCAUCUCUCUCCAUCACGCAAACGACCAUGCGACAACCCACCCCACGCCUCACCCCAGCCCACAGCGCUAUCCCCCCCAGGCGGCAUCUUCGCCUCUCCUGCCCUCCGCGCCCUCAUACACGCCAUCCGGCGUCACCACCCAGUCGAGGAACAUGUCGAGGGAGUCCAUCGGGAUGGUCGCCAGCGGCAGCAGCUGCUCGCGGAGGCCGAUCCCGAUGGUCGUGGUGCGAGGACGGCCACGAUCCUUCAAAGAGGCAAACAGACGCGCGAGGAAGCAGUCGUAGUAACCCUGCAGACAAUACACACAUGCACGAGAUGAGGUGCGUGAAAACAUAUAUAUGUGCGCCGCAUCUGUCUGUACCUUUCCGUGUCCGAGUCUCCUGCCGCUUUGGUCGAAUGCCACCCCGGGGCAGAUGACCAGGUCGAUGUCACCGCAGUAGGUGCCAUCCUCCCUCCGGAGCGUCUCGUCCAGAGAGAGCUCUGGGAUGCCCCAGGGCGACAUCGGAAAGGAAGAUAUCUCAUCCACACUACUCACCUGAAUGAAGACAAACCCAGCCACACACACACACACAAAAAGGAUAGACAUGGUGGUUGGCGAGCUGGCUGGAUGGCUCUAUUGUGGUGUGGCUACGUGUAGCGAGCGUACCUCGACCAUCCUCAUAUCAGGGGGGUUCUUGCCCACCACCCUCGGCACGAACACCCUCUUGCCCUGACGGAAGGCCUCACGCACCAAGGUGUGCGUGUCUAUCUCCCCGCUAGGCAUGGAAAGGUAGACGCACACGCAUUGGCUCCUGACGAAUGUCGGAUGCUGCGAAAGCUGCGCGAAGACAGCGGCCGACUGCGGUUCAAUCGACUCGUGGGACAGCGACUUCAGCUGGCCGCGGACCUGCCUCCUGAGGGCCUUCUUCUGCUCCGAGAUGGCAGAUACUGACGUGGCACCGGGUUGCACGUCUGACGUCGACACUGACGCACGAGCAGACGAAGGGGCGUGCGGCGGCGACAUGGUGGUUCGCGACAGCGGACCGAGCUGUUCGAGUCCUCUACGAAGGCCGCCACCACAGCAUAAGUACCCCAGAAGAGGCAGGCGCAUCCAUCCGGCCGUCGCUCUUUUUGCG
Vitrella brassicaformis is the source of this 1437-nucleotide messenger RNA. The record is from the annotation of a GenBank genome assembly. Lineage: Eukaryota; Vitrellaceae.